This is a messenger RNA of Callorhinus ursinus (northern fur seal), 5283 nucleotides long. The record is from RefSeq and is a predicted model, not a curated record. Lineage: Eukaryota; Metazoa; Chordata; Mammalia; Carnivora; Otariidae.
AUGCAGGCCAUGGACACGGCCACCGCGGAUUUGUACGAGGAGGAUGGCAAGGACCUGGCGGGCUACGACUUCCAGCCGCUCCCCACUCUGCCGGAGGAUGAGGAGAACGUGUCCCUGGCCGACAUCCUGUCGCUGCGGGACAGUGGCCUCAGCGAGCAGGAGGCGUGGGCCGUGUGCCUGGAGUGCAGCCUGUCCAUGAGGAGCGUCGCCCACGCGGCCAUCUUCCAGACCCUGUGCAUCACGCCGGACACUCUGGCGUUCAACACCAGCGGGAACGUGUGCUUCAUGGAGCAGCUCAGCGAUGACCCCGAGGGCGCCUUUGUGCCCCCCGAGUUCGAUGUGACCGGGAACACCUUCGAGGCUCACAUCUACUCUCUGGGGGCCACGCUAAAGGCAGCCCUUGAGUACGUGACUGAGCCCGAGCCGGAGCCCAGGCUGAGCCAAGACCUGGAGGCGCUGCUGAGCCAGAUGCAGGCAGAAGACCCUAGGGACCGGCCUGACCUCGAGAGCAUCAUAGCAUUGUGUGAAGAGAAGAUGCUCUUCACGUCCUCCUGCCGUCUGUGCCGGAGCCUCUCGGCCAUCGGGAGGAGGGUGCUCUCCAUUGAGUCCUUUGGAGCAUUUCAAGAUGUCACCGAGAGCGGCUGGAGCGGGAGACCUACUGCAGGAAGCGCAGGGCCCAGGAAACAGCCGGGGGGCCACGCCGCAGACCCAGAGGGCCUGCCGCAGCACCCUGCCCGUGAAGCCCGUGGCAGCCCGGAGCAGCCUGCUACCCUGUCCUCCAAGCCCCUGCUGUCAGCCCCUGUGAGAAAUGGAGAGCGGCUGGCCAGCCUCAUCCUGGACACCCAGCGCCCCCUGGGUGAGCUGGAGAGGAGCCGCCUGAGGAAGGUGCAGACGUUCCCCAGGCUCCUGCCCGACGGCGCUGAGGCCGGCACCCUCUGCCUGACGCUGACCCCCACCAAAAACCAGCCACCCAGAUCUGAAGUCUUCCCUCCAGACCCCAGGAAGGCCUUUCUAGAUGGGAAAAAUGGCCUUUCCAGCUACAAGUCACAGCCCAAGUCCAGACUGUGGCCAGAGCGGGAGCCCGAGCUCCAGCAGGGAGGACCUGGAGACACCAGCCGAAGCGGGGACAGGGUAUCUGGGGCACUGGGCUGGAGCCCUGUGGAGGAAAGCGCCCCAUCUCGCUCCGAGGACCCCAGAGAUGCCGGCCCAGAGCCUGGGACUUCCAGUGCUGAUGAGGGGACUCCCGACAGAGCUGGGGAGCCGGCUAGCACAGCAGGAGAGCAGGGCGUCUCCCUGCAGGAGCUCCUGUACCAGCUGGGCCGGCCCUUCAAGGAGUAUGAGCUCUGGGCUCUGUCCCACGCGUGUCUCACUGCUCUGCGCGCUCACAGCGAGCACCCAGCCUACCUGUGCCUGGACUCUGUGCUGGUGGCCGAGGACGGGGCCGUGCUCUUCAGCCCACCCCCUGCCAAUGGCACUUACGACACAUUUUUUCUGGCUCCUGAGGUUGCAGAGCAAGAACUGCUGACUGAGAAGGCCUCCGUGUACUGUGUGGCCGCAGUCCUGUGGACAGCAGCCAAGUUCAGCGUCCCCCGAGACCACAAGCUGGCCCUGCCACGCAGGCUCAAGACCCUCCUCUUGGACAUGGCCAGACGCAGUGCCCAAGAGCGGCCGUGCACAGCUGAGGCCAUCAAGAUAUGCAGCACUUACCUCCUCCAGCGGGGCAUGGACAGCAGAAGGAUCCUGGCUCACCUGAGGGCGUCCACCGGUAAGGUUGACCAGGAGGAAGAGACCAUCGGCCUCCAGAAUGCUCUCUCGGUGGUUGAUCUGAACCCCAGCGCCCCCAGGCCCCAGUUUAUCCCAGGUUUUGUUCGGGUUGGCGGCGACACCAGGCUGGUGGCGGUGCGGGGGCCUGUGCCCUCUCAACCCCCCUGCUGCGGAGGGGCCACGGUGCUGCCAGCCACCUUCACCACCACAGCCACACUCUUCCAGCCCAUCGUGCUGGCCGCAGAUGCAGGUGACGCCAGGGACAGGGAGGGCGAUGGGAAGCGGGCUCCCGAGGCCCAUGGAGCCACCACCAGCCAGAAGGUUCCUGACCAACCAGUACCUGCUGCUGGACCACAGGGAGCAGCUGCAGAACCGCUCAGGGAGUCAGUGCCGAGAGACGCAGCCCAGGGGGUCCCCUGCACCCCACCCCCUGGCCCUGGGGGGGCUUCACCAGCAGUGCCCGAGUCUUCUACAGCUGCCCCACUCCUGAAGGCACAGGCACCUCCCGUGGAGCAAGGGCCAGACCAACCAGCCCCACCUAGAACCCCAGUGUCCAGUGCAGCCCACCACGACCCGAGUCACCCAGCCAAGCCACCCAGGACCAAGGCCACCGAGGGCACAGGCUGGAAGCCUCGGGGUCCCUCAUCAGCCCCGUGGGACCCCUCCCUGGCCAAGGCAAGUCCAGACAGCCCCAAAGGCACCUCUGUCCCAGAACAGGAUGGCCUGGCCCCAGACAGUCAUCCCGAGCGGCCCCUGCCAGCAGACCACAAGCUCUGUCUGCCCGGUGUGGACGCCUCAGCCCUCCCGAAGAGGACAGCCUGCCCGUCGCUGCAGGAGGCCAUGCGCCUCAUCCAGGAGGAGUUUGCCUUCGACGGCUACUUGGACAACGGACUGGAGGCUCUGAUCAUGGGGGAAUAUAUUUACGCCUUGAAAGACCUCACCUACGCCACUUUCUGUGGGGCCAUAUCAGAGAAGUUCUGUGACCUCUACUGGGGGGAGAAGUUGCUGCAGAGUCUUUUCAAAGUGGUGAACGGGAGGAUGUCCCCCUCUGAGAAUGCUUCAGAGGAGGCUGGGUCACAGCCCAAGGGCGGCACGGCCAGCACUCCAAGUGGCUGCUCACUGUCCAGCAAAAGGCCAUCACUGCACGGAGCAGGGAAGGAGAAACUGACCACCGCGCGGGUCAGCCGAGCCCCCUGCCCGUCCCCGGCGCUGUCCGAUGUGGACGCGGACGAACUCUCACGGGGUAACUUUGAGGUGGGAUUCCGGCCUCAGAAGUCGGUCAGAGGCGAGCGGGAACAGCAGCAGGAGGCCGGAGAGCACGGGCAGCAGGGAGGGGGCCCGGGGCCCGAGGCGGUGGCCCAGCUGGCCAGGCCCAAGAAGGGGGCCCCGGCUGUGCACUCGGGCCCGGCCGAGCUCCAGAGCUGCAGUCCCGGCUGGUGCAGCGCCUUCUACGAGGCAGACUGCUUCGGUGCCGACGUCUCCAGCUACGUGAAGGAGCUGGUGAGGCAGAGAGCCGGCAGGGCCACAGACACGGACGCCCAGAGCCCGGAGCUAGAGCAGCAGCUCCUGAUCGAGAAGAGGAACUACCGGAAGACGCUGAAGUUCUACCAGAAGCUCCUGCAGAAGGAGAAGCGCAGUAAAGGCUCCGAGGUGAAGACCAUGUUGUCCAAACUGAGAGGGCAGCUGGAAGAAAUGAAGUGCAAAGUGCAGUUCCUGGGACUGGUCAAGAAGUACCUGCAGGUCAUGUACGCAGAGCGGUGGGGCCUGGAGCCCUGCGCCCUGCCCGUGAUUGUGAACAUCUCCGCGGCCCACUGCGACACACUGGAUUUCAGCCCCCUGGAUGAGUCCUCGUCCCUCAUCUUCUACAACGUCAGCAAGCACCCGCGUGGCGGCAAGCAGAGGAAGGCCCGCGUCCUGCAGGCCGGCACGCCUCUGGGGCUCAUGGCAUACCUCUACUCCAGUGACGCCUUCCUGGAGGGGUACGUACAGCAGUUCCUCUACACCUUCCGGUACUUCUGCACGCCCCAGGACUUCCUGCACUUCCUCCUGGACCGCAUCAACAGCACCCUGUCCAGGGCCCACCAGGACCCCACCUCGACCUUCACCAAGAUCUACAAGCGAAGCUUCUGCCUCCUGCAGGCCUGGCUGGAAGAUUGCUAUGCUGUGGACUUCACCCGGAACACCGGGCUCCUGGGCAGGCUUGAGGACUUCAUCUCUUCCAAGAUCCUGCCACUGGACGGCUCCGCGGAGCACCUGCUGGGCCUCCUGGAGGUGGGCACUGACCGGCGGGCCGAGGGCACCUCCCGUGGCACAGACCUGGAGGACCCCAAGGGAGCCGAGGAGGACGGCAGACCCCUCAGUGCCCUCUGUAAGAGGCUCUCAGAAGACGGCGUCUCCCGGAAGAGCUUCCCGUGGAGGCUGUCCCGGGGCAACGGGCUGGCACUGCCACACCACAAGGAGCGCCAGUACACCAUUGCGUCUGCCCUGCCCAAGCCCUGCUUCUUCGAGGACUUCUACGGCCCCUAUGCCAAGGCCAACGAGAAGGGCCCCUACUUCCUGACCGAGUACAGCACCCACCAGCUCUUCAGCCAGCUAACACUUCUGCAACAGGAAUUAUUUCAAAAGUGCCAUCCCGUCCACUUCUUAAACUCACGGGCCCUGGGCGUCAUGGACAAAAGUGUGGCCAUCCCCAAAGCCAGCUCCUCCGAGUCUCUGUCAGCCAAAACCUGCAGCUUAUUUCUGCCCAAUUACGUGCAGGACAAGUACCUAUUACAGCUUUUGAGAAGUGCAGAUGACGUCAGCACCUGGGUGGCAGCUGAAAUUGUGACCAGCCACACCUCCAAGUUGCAGGUGAAUUUGCUGUCCAAAUUUUUGCUGAUUGCAAAAUCUUCCUAUGAGCAGAGGAACUUCGCGACAGCCAUGCAGAUUCUGGGAGGCCUGGAGCACCUGGCCGUGAGGCAGUCCCCUGCCUGGAGAAUUUUACCCGCGAAGAUAGCGGAGGUCAUGGAAGAGCUGAAAGCCGUGGAGGUCUUCCUGAAGAGUGACAGCCUGUGUCUGAUGGAAGGACGGCGCUUCCGGGCCCAGCCCACGCUGCCCUCAGCCCGCCUCCUGGCCAUGCACAUCCAGCAGCUGGAGACAGGCGGCUUCACCAUGACCAAUGGGGCCCACAGGUGGAGCAAGCUCAGAAACAUAGCCAAGGUGGUGAGCCAGGUGCGUGCGUUCCAGGAGAACCCCUACACGUUCGCGCCCGACCCCAAGCUGCAGUCCUACCUCAAGCAAAGAAUCGCACGCUUCAGCGGGGCCGACAUUUCCAUUUUAGCGGCAGACAACAGGGCCUCCUUCCACCAGAUCAGCAGCGAAAAGCACUCCCGGAAGAUCCAGGACAAGUUACGGAGAAUGAAGGCCACGUUUCAGUGACGGGGACAGUGGGUGUGGUGGGGAUUCCAAAGACCCAGGUAGAAAGGAGGCACCGCUUGCUGCCCCGGCCCAGACGGUCCCAGCACACACCUGCCGCUGUAG